AUGAUAGGCAACUGAUACAAGGUCCAAUGACGUCUGACUACGAUGAUAGAUUAUAGAUUAUAGAUUAUAGAUUAUAGAUUGAAAUUUAUGCUCAACUUCUCAAAAACCAGUGCCAGUAACAACUUCAUGCAUACGAGUAUGAUGAGUACCGUAAUCAUUAUUUAAAGGUUAAUAGUGUUUCGAAGGAGCACAUUGAUCACUGAUAUUACUAUCAGACCGACAUUUGAUAAAUUCGUAUCGAGGCGCAUUAUCUUCGAACAUUUUUGGUUGCUUUGUAAGGUUUAAGGGAAUCGGAUCUCACCUGUCUGUCAAAGCUUAAAUCCGUGGUUUGUCCCCGUACCCAUCAGAACAAAACCUUUCAACCUCUGCCACUUCCAUCAUUGAUUGUGUUACAGAACGAAUGAAUUAUUCUUCCAUACACAAAUAUCACCACCUCUGAAACCUCUGUCGUCUAUCGAAAGAGGGAUUCAGUACACAAAGUAUACAAAUCUAUCACGUAUCGGUCAUGGUCGUUAGCUCAUCGCAGAGCAUCCUCAAGACAGGCUCCUUCUCUGGUUUCCGCGCAUUGCAGGAGCAGCUUGGUAGCGGAUAUCUUACGGCGGAUAAAUCUAGAUCACAGCCGCUAUGCGGUAACAAGGAGGGAUGGGGUCCACUGAGCCCUCAUCGUUAUGACUUUACACCAUGUUUUAUGGAUGUUUGGGUGAGCUCUGUCGCGGCUUUUGGAAUAUUGGGAGGUGCUAUAGCCAUAUGGUGGCUGGUAAGAAAGAAGACCACGGCAGAAGUUAAAAAGGAUUGGCAUUUCUGGCUCAAGCAGGUAUGAUUUUCUCAUGAUUUAAGUUUGCGAGUUUGGGAAAAUGAAGUGGUUGGAAAAAAGCUUAUGCGGCGGUCAAUAGGCCAUUCUAAUGGGAAUCAUAAUCUCAGUCGCAGCACAACUCGUUAUACAAGUACUCAACUAUCCUGAUGUCUGGGCGGGCGAUUUCCGAUUCUGGACCAGUCUUUUACAAAUCGCAUCUCUUGGUGUUGUGUUUAGCAUACAAUGGCUCGAACAUACCCGAUUGCGGAAUCCAAACGGUGUUGUACUCUUCUAUUGGCUCUUCCUCAAUAUCGCAUACACUGUCAAGUUAAGAUCAUUGAUAUCCCAACAAAUAUACCACGAGCAUCUUCCAUACUUCAUCGCAUACUGUGUUGGAUUCGGGUUAUCGUUGAUUGAAUUUGGUUUGGAGUGGCUUGUGCCAAAGAAGCAGAGUGUAUAUUCGGCAUUGGAGGAUGAAGACGAAUGUCCUGUCGAGUAUGCCACCGUAUUUUCGAUCCUCACGUUCGGUUGGAUGACCCCUAUGAUGAAACAAGGCUACAAGAAAUAUUUGACAGAGGAUGAUUUGUGGAAUUUGGCCAAAAGGGACACCACGAAAGCAUGCAGCGAAACAUUUGAGGAGUCUUGGGAAUAUGAGAUUGAACAUAAGAAAAAUCCAUCUCUUUGGGUCGCUAUCUUCAGAUCUUUCAGUGGACCAUAUUUCCGUGGCGCUCUUUUCAAGACGGUCAGUGAUUCGCUCGCCUUCAUCCAGCCACAACUUCUCAAGUUGUUGAUCAAAUGGGUCAAGUCACGUUCGAGCGAUGAGCCCCAACCUGUCAUUCGAGGAGCAGCUAUAGCUCUAGCUAUGUUCUCUGUUUCUGUAGGACAAACUAUGGCCUUACAUCAAUACUUCCAAAGGGCCUUCGAAACUGGUAUGCGUAUCAAGACAGCCUUGACGGCAGCAAUCUAUAAAAAGUCACUCAAAUUAUCCAAUGAAGGAAGAGCUAGCAAGUCUACUGGAGAUAUUGUCAACUAUAUGGCUGUUGAUACACAAAGAUUACAAGAUCUCACCCAAUAUGGUCAGCAAUUAUGGUCCGCUCCAUAUCAAAUUUUUCUAUGCAUGAUAUCUUUAUAUCAGCUAGUCGGAUUAUCCAUGUUAGCUGGUGUCGCCGCCAUGAUUCUUAUGAUCCCCAUCAAUGGCCUAAUCGCUCGUCUGAUGAAGAAGUUACAACAGGAACAAAUGAAGAAUAAGGAUUCUCGAACAAGACUGAUCGCCGAGAUCAUCAACAACAUGAAGAGUAUCAAGCUUUAUGCUUGGAGCUCCGCUUUUAUGGCCAAGUUGAAUUUUGUAAGAAAUGACCAAGAGCUGAAGACUUUACGAAAGAUUGGUGCUGCUCAAUCAGUUGCCAAUUUCACCUGGUCUACUACCCCAUUCUUGGUCUCUUGCUCGACAUUCGCCGUGUUUGUGUUGACUAAUGAAAGCCCACUAACUACUGAUAUUGUGUUUCCUACUUUGACUUUACUCAAUUUGUUGACAUUCCCAUUGGCAAUUCUACCCAUGGUCAUUACCUCCAUCAUUGAGGCUUCUGUCGCCGUCAAGCGCUUGACAUCUUUCUUCACAGCUGAAGAGUUGCAACCCGACGCCGUCAUCUUGAAGGGCCCCAUUGAGGAUGAUGGUGAAGAGUCUCUAACAAUCCGAGAUGCAUCCUUCUCAUGGGACAGAAACUCGGACCGCCAUGUAUUGCAAGAUAUUCAUUUCUCUGCACACAAAGGAGAACUCACCUGUAUUGUCGGCCGAGUUGGAGCAGGGAAGUCAUCUUUCUUACAAGCACUUCUUGGGGAUCUUUGGAAAGUCAAGGGACAGGUAGUAGUUCACGGAAAAACGGCUUAUGUAGCACAACAGCCGUGGGUUAUGAACGCUAGUGUUAAAGAAAACAUCCUCUUUGGUCAUCGUUUUGACCCUACCUUUUACGAUAAAACUGUAAAGGCUUGUGCACUCACAGAUGACUUUGCUCAAUUGCCGGAUGGUGAUGAAACUGAGGUCGGGGAGCGUGGUAUUUCCUUGAGUGGAGGUCAAAAAGCACGAUUGACUUUAGCAAGAGCGGUCUACGCCAGAGCUGAUGUAUAUCUACUUGACGAUUGUUUAUCCGCUGUCGAUCAACAUGUUGGUAGACAUUUGAUUGAUAAUGUCUUUGGUUCAACUGGAUUACUCAGCGGAAAGACUAGAGUUCUCGCUACAAAUUCAAUUCCGGUUUUGAAAGAGGCAAAUCUUAUUUGCUUGAUUCGAGAUAACAAGAUCAUCGAGCGCGGUACAUAUGAUCAGGCCAUCGCCAGAAGAGGAGAAAUCGCAAACUUAAUUAACACAUCCGAGAACAAAGACGUGUCCACAGACUCUGAAACCACUGAAGCCAGUGAUUCUUCAACCAUACUUGACUAUGAGCAGCCUGGAGAAGAGGAGGAAAAGGACGAGGCCGAGGAAGCUCAAGAACAUUUGACACAACUCCAACCAAUCAGACCUGGAGGAUCAGGCUUCAAAAAGAGGAAGGGAAGCUCUAAUACAUUAAGACGUGCCAGCACAGCUAGUUUCAGAGGCCCCAGGGGCAAGCUUCGCGACGAGGAAGAUCCACUGAAAUCCAAACAAGGCAAGGAACAUUCUGAACAAGGAAAGGUCAAAUGGGAUGGUAGGCAAACACAAAUCCACAACUAUGACAAGAAAUAUUAAUUUUAACUAGUGUAUGCUGAAUAUGCUAAGACUAGCAAUCUUGCGGCAGUGUUAAUUUAUUUAGCUAUGUUGGUUGGUGCACAAACGGCACAGAUCAGUGGGUUCCCUCUUUUCCCUCCCACCUGACGUGCUUUUACUAAUUCUCCACAGGUGGCAGCGUAUGGCUCAAAAGCUGGGCUGAGGCCAAUGACAAACUUGGUAUUAACAGAGAUGUCGGCAAGUAUAUUGGUGUGUACUUUGCUUUUGGCAUUGGGUCUGCAGCUCUUGUUGUCGUCCAAACAUUGAUCUUGUGGAUCUUUUGUUCUAUCGAGGUAUGACUUCCCGGCGGGGCAGCGGGUUCCCGCAUUAUGCAGAAGCAGCUACGGAAUCUAACAUAUUACUCAUUCAGGCCUCGAGAAAGCUGCAUGAGCGAAUGGCUUUUGCCAUUUUCCGAUCCCCUAUGUCCUUUUUUGAAACUACUCCAGCUGGUCGAAUUUUAAAUCGCUUUUCAAGGUAUGUUGGCAAUAAUUUCUCUUCCUAUAUGUUUGUUUGUAGCAGAUAUUUGUGAUUGGUGUAGUCUGCCGGCACCCUUUCUAAGAGUAUUACCCCGUAUCUUGGGCUGCACUGGUGCAUGAUGCAUAUGCGACUUGAAUCAUAUCCAGGCUUCAAUUUAUUGCUUGAAUGCUGUGUUACAUUUCAUCCCGAGGUCGGAUUUGUACAGGCCACUAGCUAACGAGAGCAAAUUUAGUGAUGUUUAUCGAAUAGAUGAAGUAAUUGAAGUAUAACCCUAUGUUUUAACAAGCUCUAAUCCGUAUUAGGUACUUGCGAGAACAUUUAACAUGCUUUUCGUUAACACAGCUCGGGCAUUGUUUACGCUGGUCGUCAUAUCUGUCUCUACACCAGCCUUUAUCGCCUUGAUCAUCCCGCUGUCAGGCGUGUAUUACUGGGUGCAGCGUUAUUAUCUCCGUACUUCCCGUGAGCUGAAGCGCUUGGAUAGUGUCAGCCGAAGUCCAAUUUAUGCUCAUUUCCAGGAGUCCCUUGGAGGAAUCGGCACGAUCCGAGCUUAUCGGUAAGAAAUGACAGACGCUCCCGUUUGCCUAACCCACCAACUCGGUUUUUGAAGUUUGAAGCCUCGGAAACGGAGAUUAUUCAAUACAAGUCAGGAUACUAAUUUGUCCAUGCUUUAGUCAACAACAACGAUUUACACAAGAAAAUGAAUGGAGAGUAGACGCUAAUUUGAGAGCCUACUUCCCAUCUAUCAAUAGUAACCGGUAUGUCAUGCCCGCCUUUUGUAACUCUGUACUUUGAUCCACACUCCAUGAUCAGACACACGUGAUUAGUGAUCACCUAGAAGUAAAACUAUUUCUUCAUGAGUCAGUUACUCAGGCACAGACCAAUUACUUGGUAUCCCAGAAUAUUGGAACGUUACAUUAGACUGACAUCAUUGACAUGCAGAUGGCUUGCCGUAAGACUCGAGUUUCUCGGUUCACUCAUUAUCUUAUCUGCCGCCGGAUUCGCCAUCGUGACUGUAAGUACUGGUGGUGAUUUGUCCUCUGGUCUUGUCGGACUAGCAAUGUCAUAUGCUCUUCAAAUCACACAAUCCUUAAAUUGGAUUGUUCGUCAAACUGUUGAAGUGGAAACAAAUAUCGUGUCUGUUGAACGUGUUCUAGAGUACGCUAGAUUACCAAGCGAAGCUCCAGAAGUAAUUCACAGACAUCGUCCACCAAUCAGUUGGCCUGCAUCGGGAGGAGUAAACUUCAAUAACUACAGCACACGAUACCGCGAAGGUUUAGACCUCGUGCUCAAGAAUAUUAACCUUGACAUUAAACCACAUGAGAAGAUUGGGGUUGUUGGUCGAACAGGUGCAGGGAAGUCUAGUUUAACAUUAGCCCUAUUUCGGAUUAUUGAGCCGAGCGAAGGUAACAUUAGCAUUGAUGCAUUGAACACGUCAACAAUAGGGCUACUUGACUUAAGGCGUCGACUGGCGAUUAUCCCACAAGAUGCGGCUCUUUUUGAGGGUACCGUUCGAGAUAAUCUUGAUCCAGGUCAUGUCCAUGAUGAUACAGAGCUGUGGAGUGUACUAGGUGAGUGUUACCCUAGGCGAAGAUACUCGGCGUUGUUUGUGGAAUAUGAGUGAUCAUAUGUUGCAAGCGGCGUGUAAUACCAACAUCUUAACUAACCAAUCUUCCUCAUAGAACAUGCAAGGCUAAAAGAUCACGUCUCGACUAUGAAUGGUGGUUUGGAAGCCAAAAUUCAAGAAGGGUUCGUAACACAUUUUCCUUAUCAUAAGCUGAACCUAUUUCCGCUGUCACCUUCUUGUUUCCAUAUUUUCCAUUCGCCCUUUCUGCCCUACCUUUCACCACGUUACUGCCCAACAAAAAAUAACCAUCACAUGGCAUUUUUCGCGUUAUCUUUAAGUUUUGAUUUGCAAUUUUUUAUUGCAUCGUUUACCUUUCAUUGAAGAUACCUUUUAUUUCACGCAUUUCCUUCCUGCUCUAAAAUCUCACCGAAAUUACCACCACCACCACAAUGCUACCUUUAGCAACACAAGAAUUAUCAAGUGUCCUAACACAAAAUAUCGCACAAUUCCUCAAGCCCUGUUUUUAGGAAAGAAAUAAGCUAAUCGGGUCUUCUUUCGUGUAGCGGAUCCAAUCUUUCUCAAGGUCAACGACAACUUGUCUCCCUCGCACGAGCACUCCUCACUCCAUCCAAUAUUUUAGUACUAGAUGAAGCUACGGCAGCAGUGGAUGUCGAAACGGAUGCACUUUUACAGACAACGUUAAGAAGUCCACUGUUUUCAAAGAGAACCAUCAUUACGAUCGCUCAUCGGAUUAAUACGAUUUUGGAUAGUGAUCGUAUUGUAGUGUUGGAACAGGGACAGGUCAAGGAAUUUGAUAGUCCGAAGAAACUGAUGGAGAAGAGGGGAUUAUUUUGGAAGUUGGUUAGGGAGGCGGGCUUGGAGGCGUCGGUUAGGUAGUGUAUGUGUUUGAGGUGGCAAAUUUUGGUUCAAGGGGCUAGAGAGGGCUUGUUCCAGGCUGGAUAAUGUUGGGAGGAGAUGGGACUGCGGAGGAGAAGCAUAAGAGAGAGUCCUUGAGGAAGGAGGAGAAAAUGUUUUCCCAAAGUUAAUUGAAGAAAUUGUAUUAUUUUAUUGUAUUUUAUUGUACUGCAAAGAUUUUGGAAAAGGAAAAUUGUGAAGUAGAUGUAGACUGUAGAAUGAAGAGAUGAAGGGGAAGCGAAAUGGAGGGAUGUUAGCCGAA
Messenger RNA from Sclerotinia trifoliorum, 6748 nucleotides. Lineage: Eukaryota; Fungi; Ascomycota; Leotiomycetes; Helotiales; Sclerotiniaceae. The record is from the annotation of a GenBank genome assembly.